This is a messenger RNA of Chaetura pelagica (chimney swift), 595 nucleotides long. It is a transcript of the gene XPA, whose product is annotated as xeroderma pigmentosum, complementation group A. The transcript has 5 exons. The record is from RefSeq and is a predicted model, not a curated record. The coding region runs from base 1 to 582 and encodes 193 amino acids. Gene Ontology annotation, cellular component: nucleotide-excision repair factor 1 complex. Lineage: Eukaryota; Metazoa; Chordata; Aves; Apodiformes; Apodidae. Gene Ontology annotation, molecular function: damaged DNA binding. Gene Ontology annotation, biological process: nucleotide-excision repair involved in interstrand cross-link repair; nucleotide-excision repair, DNA damage recognition; UV-damage excision repair.
AUGACUGGAGGGGAUCGACUCGCCGAGGAUUCGUCCAGAAGUGCACCUGUACUAGAAUUUGACUAUCUCAUCUGUGGAGACUGUGGCAAAGAAUUCAUGGACUCCUACCUUAUGCAGCACUUUGAUUGGGCAACAUGUGAUAAUUGCAGAGAUGCUGAAGAUAAACAUAAGCUUAUAACAAGGACAGAAGCAAAAGAAGAGUAUCUUCUUAAAGACUGUGACUUAGACAAGAGGGAACCAGUUCUCAGAUUCAUUGUGAAGAAAAACCCUCAUAAUUCACGGUGGGGUGACAUGAAGCUUUAUUUAAAACUACAGGUAAUCCAGCGUUCUCUUGAAGUCUGGGGUAGUGAAGAAUCAUUGCAAGAAGCAAAGGAACUCCGUCGUCACAGCAGAGAGAAGAUGAAACAGAAGAAAUUUGAUAAGAAAGUUAAAGAGCUGCGCCGUGCUGUGAGGAGUAGUUUGUGGAGGAAAGACACUAGUAUCCAUGAACAUGAGUAUGGACCAGAAGAAAACAUUGAUGAAGAUACAUAUAAAAAGACAUGUACUGUAUGUGGCCAUGAACUAACUUAUGAGAAAAUGUAAUGUUAAUCUGUGG